Molecule: messenger RNA, 1627 nt
Organism: Salpingoeca rosetta
Lineage: Eukaryota; Choanoflagellata; Craspedida; Salpingoecidae
Exons: 12
Coding region: 86-1627 (513 amino acids)
Source: RefSeq, a predicted model, not a curated record
GCGACAGACAGACAGAAAGGCAGUUUGUGUGUGUUUGUGUGUUUGUGUUUUGUGUUUGCUUCGCCAGUGAACACACACGCACGCAAUGGCAUCGUUUGACGGCGGUGCUGAUGCCGCGAACAAUAGCAGCCAUGCUGCGAUUGCUGCCGUGCGGAACACGAUGAAGGAGCGCGAGGAGAUGGAGAAGCUCAACGACAACCUUGAGGUGUACAUUCGACGGACAUCUGCGCUCUAUUCGUCACACUCCACGCUCGUGUCACUCCAGGCAUCCCGACGGACGUCGGUGGUCGCUUCCACACCAACGGCAUCGCCAUCCAAAUCAAACGAAGAGCGCCUGCGCAAGGAAGUGAAACGGCAGCAAGCAGAGAUUGACAGGCUACAGUCACUGGCAUCGCAGCUUGAGAAACAGUUUGAGAACGCCGUCGAGGUGAAGGACACGGCCCUCAAUCAGCUGGAGGAAUGUGCUGCCACCCAACAGGACCUGCGCACGGAGUUGGAGAAGCAGAAGGAGGCGUAUGAUGCCCGCCUUGCGUCGACAGAGGCGACCAUCUCUUCCAUGACCGCGGAAUUGGAGGAGUCACGUGCACGCGCACACGCCGCCGAGCGCCGUGUGAUUGCGGCAGAGGCGGAAGUGGUGACGCUGAAACACCAGCUCAAUCACCAGCAGUCGCUCCACGAGACAACGGUGACGACGCUUGAGGAAGAGCUGCAGGCGUGCACAAAGGCGAUGGCGAGCAAGCAGGCACCCGACACCACAAUUGAUGCUGCUGUGGCGGAGGUGAAGAAGGAGUUUCAAGCAGCAGCCAACGCCUACCGCCACAAGCUGCGCCAGUACUACGCAACACAUGCCAGGGGACCGCAAGCGAUGAGCAGCUCUUGGUUCACGGAGGAGAGGAUGGCGCUGAAGCAGCAGGUGUUUACCCUGACGAAAGAAAAGGCGGAUCUGAGCACAACAAACGCGAGCCUGCAUGCAACGGUGGAUGCAUGCAAGCAAGAGGUUGCUGCCAUACGCCAGUCAAUGAAGGAUGCCGUUCAUCACCACACGACAGAAAUCAAAGCAAAAGAGGAGCGGAUUGCUGCUCUCACUGCGCACAUACGCGCAAACGAGAAGAAAUACGCCGAUCUUCUCGAUGAACGGUUGUGGCUGGAUGCUGAGAUUGACGAGUACCGACGCCUGCUCAACUCCAUCCAGCGCCCGCCGCGCCCAAAGAAGAAGAAGGCAACGCCCACGAGGCUGUCCUUGCCUGCAGGCACGCCCGCCCCAAGGACGCAGGCGACCACCGCACCCGUUGAAAGCGACAAAAGCGAUGCCAGCAGUGGUGGCCCCGGCAGACUGGAGCUGCGUGAUGUCGACACGAAGGUGGAGUGUCUGCUCGUCGCCAAUCCGUCCAAGACGAGCAGUGUUGACAUUGACGGCUGGGCGCUGACUGCAAGCGCCGACAACGACCUCAUCUCAACCCUCGAAUUCAGUGCGCACGUGCUGCCCCCUGGUGGUGUUCUCCGCGUUUUCCAGCAGCGCAACGAGCACUUUGUCGAGAACCGCGACUGCCUCUGGGACGAGCUGACGCGACCGCGUGAGUGGGGGGACGGACAAAAGGGGGCGGGUAGCGAUGGGGAGGGAUUGUGA